UGUGUGAGUGAGCGGGGGGAGGGGGGCUGGGCCGCAGGAAGCGAGCGGAGCGCUAGCUAAGCUACAGAGUUUGUAAUGUCCGCCAUGUUGGCCAUGGCGUGCUGAAGCGGGAUCCAGAGCGGCUCUGCGGGCGAACACAGAGCGACCAGAGCACCAGGACCCGGGCCGCCCGGCUCCUCCCAGCCUCCCGCUGCAGUGAAACCGCCGACCAGCGGCUCCUGCUGACCGCCACGGACUUCUCAAUGAGAGCGCUAACGGGCUGGCUGGCGAAUCUGAGCGGACCCGCUACAUUUAUGCUCGAUCUCUCAGUGUAAACAUGAGCAGUAAGCUGUCGUUUCGGGCGCGGGCGCUGGACGCCGCCAAGCCCCUUCCCGUCUUCCGCUGCGAGGACCUACCGGACCUGCAUGAGUAUGCCUCCAUCAACCGGGCCGUGCCGCAGAUGCCGACGGGGAUGGAGAAGGAGGAGGAAUCGGAACACCAUCUCCAGAGGGCCAUCUCAGCACAGCAGGUCUACGGGGAGAAGAGGGACAACAUGGUGAUCCCCGUGCCCGAAGCAGAAAGCAACAUCUCCUACUACGAGUCCCUCUACCCAGGGGACUUCAAGAUGCCAAAGCAGCUCAUUCACAUACAGCCUUUCAGUCUGGACACAGAGCAGCCAGACUAUGACCUGGACUCUGAAGACGAGGCGUUUGUGAACAGGCUGAAGAAAAAGAUGGAGGUGGGGGCACUGCAGUUUGAGCUGAUGAUCGACCGCCUGGAAAAAGGCAGCGGCCAGCAGCUAGUGACUCUGCAAGAAGCUAAGCUCCUACUGAAGGAAGAUGAUGAGCUGAUCAGGGAGGUGUUUGAGUACUGGAGCAGGAAGAGGAAAUCGUGUAAAAAUGGUUCCCUCACACCAACAGUCAAACAGGAAAAGCGAGACGGCUCCAGCACCAGUGACCCCUAUGUGGCCUUCAGGCGCAGGACUGAAAAAAUGCAAACCAGAAAGAACCGCAAGAAUGACGAAGCAUCGUAUGAGAAGAUGCUGAAGCUGAGGAGAGACCUGAGUAGGGCAGUCACCAUUCUGGAGAUGAUCAAGAAACGUGAGAAGAGCAAGAGAGAACUGUUGCACCUCACUCUUGAGAUUGUGGAGAAGAGGAAUGGCAUGUCCGACUUUGGUGUUGAUAUCAUGGCAGAGGCACUGGCCAUGGCCAAGCCCAUUUACAAAAUUCCCAUCAUUCCCUUGGUCAGCAGCAACCAGUACCGCCACACAGACCAUGUUGAGCCCAAGGACUUUAAGAUUAAGCCGGAGAAGACAGAGGUGUCCCGCACUAAGAGGAAAUAUGAGAAGAAACCGAAGGCCCAGCCGUUCUCCACGCCACAACAGUCUGGCCCAUCCCUUUUCAGUCCAAAAGACCUCAACCAAUAUGACUUUCCCAGCUCUGAUGAAGAUCCGUUCUCACAGAUGCAUUCUGGGUCGUCGGAGGCUGAGGAGGACAAUGAUCCUGAUGGACCAUUUGCCUUCAGGAGGAAAGCUGGCUGUGUUUACCGUGCUGCUCGUUUGGAUCAGAGAGGUGGUUGGCCGUGGUGUAGUGAGGCUGAAGGUGGGUCUUGUGACCCGCGGUUCCGGUACUCUCUCACCAGCCUGUCGGCACCGCACCGCUGUCUCGGUUUCGCACGCCGAAGAGUGGGACGAGGUGGGAGAGUUCUCCUGGACCGUGCCCACUCGGAUCUAGACAACGUUUUCCACAGUCUGGAUUCAACUUCAGAAGAGUUAUCACCUGCUGCUUCUUCAAUUCACCCAGGAAACACUUUCAACAGUAACUCUACGGUGGCGCCCACCUCAUCGCCAGCUUCAUCCCCCUGCCCCUCCUCUUCCCUGCAUCUGAGGCAGAUUCUCCGCAACAUUAAGGCCUGCCGAUGGAGACACUUUAAACCACGGACACUAACGGGCAGGGGCUCCUGCCAAGCUGCCGCCACCGUUGCGGCGGGAUCAGGCACUAACGCGCCGGCCGGAGGAGUUGCUACAGUAACGCCUGCAGCCGUGUUCACUGCAGAGCAGUACCAGGAGCAUCAAGAACAGCUGGCUCUAAUGCAGAAACAACAGCUGGAGCAGAUCCAGCAGCAGGCCAGCGAUGCCUCCAACAAUACACAGUCUUUUGUGUCCAAGACUUUGGAUUCAGCCAGCGCUCAGUUUGCUGCCUCUGCUCUAGUCACCUCUGACCAGCUGUUGACUCUCAAAGUCAAAGAGGAUGGUGUUCUGGGAAGUGGAGUUAAUGGUAUCCUCCAGGCCUCAGGAGUUUACAAGGGCUUACAACUUUCUGCUACAUCAUCAGCUUCAAUCCUCCCAAGCCCAUCUCCAGUGAUGACCUCUCCCCCACCUAUCUUACCCCCUACUAAUAGUAAUAGCUUGACCACAGGCUCUGUCCACAAUGCACACAACCCACUCAGCAACCAUGGUAACAAUACUGCCAACGCGGUUCCUCAGGUUCUGAUUGGGAACAAUCUGCGUCUGAGUGUGGCGACUCCCCAGAUCGCACGCCACCUUCCCAGAAGUCUCGGCGGCGUACCGCCCGCUGCCUUAAAACUAGCAGCCGCUGCUUCCAACUGUCAGCUCCCCAAAGUCACGCCUGGGGAGAAUCGCGAACCGGAAAAGCAGUCCCUCAGUCUAGCGGAAAACACAGUCGCUAUGGAAGUGACGUAGUGACCGUUGCCUGGGCGACACUUUCCUCGCCCAGUCCAUCUUUUGGUGCUGUGCACCAAAUUGCUUUCGGGAAUGCAAAGGGACAGCGGGUUUCCACAGCAACUGUCAGGCCUCGACAGUGAAUCUCAUCUCUUUAAUAUAAUUUUUCUUCACCCCCCAAUUUUUAAUAUAUAUAUUCGUUACUGUUAAUAAGAGAAAAUAAUUCAUAUGUAAAUUAAGAAUAUGGUGAAUAUUCAAUGUACAGUAACUGCCUAUUUGUAAACCUUUCUGCUCCACCCCCCAAAACCUUGUAUAUAUGUUACUUGAAAACAGAUUUGUUCAUUUGUGAUGUUUUGCACUUGGGAAUGACAAAAGCAGAAGGAGAAAGAGGAGGAGGAAAAGAAUGCAGAGAGAGAUUGUGUGCGUGAGCCGUGUAGCAGAAGAAAAGGUUUUGAGAAUCAUUGCUUUGUGCAUGGUGAGGAAACCUGCUGUUUUACCUAUUUAUUGUGCUGUGUUUACACUUUUGUUUGUUUUUCAUUCUUUAUUCAUGAACACUGUACCCUCAUUUGUUCCUGUUUCGAUGUUUGGGUAGCUAGAAUCUCUUUUCUUUAAAAGAUUUUCAGCUUCUGGCCCUUCAUUUUCUUGUUCUACUGGUUCUCUUGCAAAUCAAUUGGAUGCUACAGAAAGAUUGCAUUUUGUUUUCCACUGCCUUUUUUAUUUAUUUAUUUUCUUUCCCCGCAUUACCUUUUUCUUUUUUUUUCUGAGGGAGGGGAGGAGGGUGGGUUGUGGUAUGUAGUUUUUGGGUAACUCAAAGGCUUUGGGAAUGGUGGGUUUAGAGAAAUCUUCUGUUUAACUAAUCAUCCCGAAACAAGUAACGGACAAGUCUUCACUCGGAAGCAUCCAUGGCUUCCAUCUCAACUAAGCACUGUUUUUGUUUAUUUUGUAUUUUAUUGUUUUUGUUGACUUCAGUAAUGAUUAUCGCUGCUUUUGUGUCAUUUGUUUUCAUACUAUGAAAUGUUUUGCCUCCCAUUGUAGAUUUUUUUUUUUAUUAUUAUUAUUUUAUUUGUACAACAACAGACAAUUAUUUUUGUAUCCUGUUUUGUUAGUUUUUGUUUUCAGUUCUUGUGGUGAAGCGACUUUGUGCUUCGCGUAAUGGAAGAGUUCGUUUUUGGUUGCUCGUCAGUGUAGCGUUCACUAAUGAGCGAAUGACAGUCCAUUAUUGCUGUGACCGUGUCAUAUUUUUUCAGCUCCAAGACACGCUGGACAGAGAGAGAGCAGGAGUCGCUGCCCAGCUCCGAUCUCCUCAACCUCAGUCUCUAACCGCACCAACAGACUCCAGACUAUUUUAAGGCCUAAAACCACAAGUUAAAAGGUGUGCCUUCCUUUGGGAAUAUACUGCUUCGUCUCUUCCAUGAAGAGGAUGGCUCUCGGGCAAGGCUGCAGUACUGCAGUCCUGGCUUGUCCGGAGCACAGGUCUCCGAUGCCCAGUCCACUGGCUGAACUGAACACCCUCCAGAGCUCUAGUCCAACCUGGUGGCAGACAAAGAAUGAAAAAUAUUGGAAAUCUAAAAAAAAAAAAAAAAAAGAUGAAAUAUUAUUAAAGUGUGAGGGGGGAUAUGUGACAGUUCCCACAGAAAUCUGACAAUAAAGCCCAGGUUAAGUCGAA
Messenger RNA from Astyanax mexicanus (Mexican tetra), 4325 nucleotides. It is a transcript of the gene epc1a, whose product is annotated as enhancer of polycomb homolog 1 (Drosophila) a. The transcript has 14 exons. Lineage: Eukaryota; Metazoa; Chordata; Actinopteri; Characiformes; Acestrorhamphidae. The coding region runs from base 317 to 2680 and encodes 787 amino acids. Gene Ontology annotation, cellular component: piccolo histone acetyltransferase complex. Gene Ontology annotation, biological process: regulation of transcription by RNA polymerase II. The record is from RefSeq and is a predicted model, not a curated record.